AUGUCUUUCUACUUCUUUCGUUUAAUCUUAUCCUAUUUCUUAAUCUUUUUGACUGCUGAGGUACAUGCCUUCCGACCUACUGAGAGAACGUUAUGGUUUGACAAAUCAUGUUCGUCGACUGUGAAGAAUACCGUGUGGAAAGAUGUCCAAGACAUGAUACGAGUGUCAAACUUGACAACGCACCCCGAUCCCAAUUCCGAUGCGGGAAGCCUUUUCCGUUAUGUCUUCCGAGACAACAAGGAGAGCAGCUACAAUUUCUUUGAAGGUUCGUUUUGAUCAGCAAAAUCGAAUUUAUGUCUCCCCCCUAACGACCCACAGAGUCAAUCGGUGCCAUCAACAUCAACGUCGCCUCAUCCAAAAAGCAAGCCAACACAUUCAUCUACUGCGACCAAGACAAACGCUGGCACAAACCCGGAAAAGAACCCCACUUCCUCGCAAAAUGGUUCUUACGCAAAAAAAAGUCUAAGAAAGUCUCCCAGAAAGUCUGGUACGAUGCCGAAAAUCACAUCUCGUGGGAGCCCUCAUCACCUCUGGGUAUUCAAGCACCGGCGUGCAGACCGGAAGCGAAAUCAGGUGCGGCUGGGCAGACGCAUUGUAAUGUUGCUCACCACGGGAAGACGGGGGAUUGUGCUAUGUCCCUGUGUCCGACGCAGAUUGACAGGGACCAAGUUGCGUUCUCGCAGACUCCCAAGGAGGAGAAUUUGGCGGUGAAGCCGGGGCCGGGGGAUAUUAAUCGGUAUGCGUUUUUGAGUGAGACUCUUCUUCAUGAGGUGAGUGUGCUAUUGCUAUUGAGAUCUAGAAAGGAAAGAGCAUUGCUGAUAAUGAGUUUUAAAGAUUGCACAUACACUCGAAAAUGAGCAUACCAAUUCUCGAUGUAAGGAGAUCUCUUUCUCGAUAUUACACACGUUGCUAAUCCAUAUAUGCAGGGAAAGAUGUCAAGGACGGGCAUCGAUGGAAGAAUGUCGCUGACCCAACGAGAAAAGCGGUUAUGGCGCAGUCGGAUGCGGAGAACCUUGCGUAUUGGGGUAUGUAUAAAAUACUUAAAGAAGUAAAUUUCACUUUGCUGAUCAAGUGCAGGUCUAGGAAACUUGAUACCCUAA
This is a messenger RNA of Hymenoscyphus albidus, 1100 nucleotides long. NCBI's taxonomy places the organism in Eukaryota, Fungi, Ascomycota, Leotiomycetes, Helotiales, Helotiaceae. The record is from the annotation of a GenBank genome assembly.